AUGGAUCUGGAUCUGGGGUCUAAGACUGCUCAGGCAGCUAGCGACGAUCCCCCUGUCGAGCAGGGUGACCUGCAGCUCUUGGCUACUCUGGGGUACAAGCAGGAGCUACGCCGCCAUUACUCCACCGUGCAGGUCUUUGCAAUCGCCUUUAGUAUCAUGGGCUUGCUCCCGUCAAUUGCUUCGACGCUGUCAUACUCGAUACCGGCGGGCCCCGUGGGCAUGGUUUGGGUAUGCUUGGCCACAUACGCUGGCUCUGCCCUGGUUUUGACUGUCUCUGCAGGGUGGUUUGCGGCAAGUGUGUUCAUCUUCAUUGUUGCUUUGGCAAUGGCCGAUCUCGCCUCCGCAAUGCCUACUGCCGGUGGACUGUAUUUCUGGACCCACUACUUCAGCGGGGAGAAGUGGAAGAACCCUCUGAGCUUCGUUGUCGGAUACAGCAAUAGUCUCGGUCUCAUUGGCGGUGUUUGCUCUAUCGAUUAUGGAUUUGCUACCAUGCUUCUUUCAGUCGUAUCUAUCGCGCGUGAUGGUAAUUGGACUGCCUCUCGGCCUGUCCUGUACGGCACCUAUGUCGCCUGCGUUGUGGUCCACGGCCUGAUCGCUAUUUUCUGUGCGCCCAUCAUGCCCAAAAUCCAGUCGGCCUGUAUUUUCAGCAACGUCGGCCUUGUCCUGGCCACAGUCCUCGCUCUACCGAUUGGUAAGGCCGUCCGAGGGGGGCAGAUCAACUCGGGGGCUUACGUUUUUGGGCACUCUGAAAACCUCAUCACUUGGCCCCAGGGCUGGACCUUCAUGCUGUCAUGGAUGUCACCCAUCUGGACCAUCGGUGCCUUCGACUCCUGCGUCCACAUGAGCGAGGAAGCCAGCCACGCAGCGCGCGCAGUACCAUUAGGAAUCAUAUGGUCUGCGGGACUGUGCGGACUGCUAGGCUUUGUCUCCCUGGCAAUCAUUGCCGCCGUGAUCAACCCCGAUCUGAAUGCUGUGCUGAACUCGAAUUUUGGACAACCAAUGGCCCAGAUCUACUACGAUGCUCUCGGCAAAAGCGGUGCCCUCGGAUUUAUGGUCGUCGUAGCAGUCGUCCAGUUCUUCAUGGGACUAAGUCUGGUCGUUGCCGCCUCCCGCCAGAGCUGGGCCUUCUCCCGUGACGGUGCCCUCCCCUUCUCCUCUUUCUUCCGCCAUGUCAGCAAGCGCGUCCGCUUCCAACCCGUUCGAAUGGUUUGCUUCGUUGUCCUCAUCUCCGUCAUCCUUGGCCUUCUGUCCCUCAUUGACGACGCCGCCGCAAGUGCCCUCUUCUCCCUCGCUGUUGCCGGCAACGACCUCGCCUGGAUGGUGCCCAUCCUCAGCCGUUUGGUCUGGGGGAAAGACCGCUUCCGUCCGGGUGAGUUCUAUACGGGGUGGCUCAGUAAGCCGAUUGCUAUCACGGCUGUGGUGUAUUUGACGUUCGUCAUCAUUUUGAGUAUGUUCCCGACUGAGGGACCAAAUCCGUCGCCUCAGGAUAUGAACUACACAAUUGUGAUCAACGGGACACUGUGGCUGGGUGCGAUGCUGUAUUAUGUGAUCUAUGCACGGAAGGUAUACAAGGGUCCGCAGAUGACGGUGAGCGAGUCGCCUACAUUCUCGGAGAUGGGGGUGCAAGACGAGGAGUGA
Aspergillus sclerotioniger CBS 115572 is the source of this 1638-nucleotide messenger RNA. RefSeq names its product putative GABA permease. Gene Ontology annotation, biological process: transmembrane transport. Gene Ontology annotation, molecular function: transmembrane transporter activity. The transcript has 8 exons. Gene Ontology annotation, cellular component: membrane. Lineage: Eukaryota; Fungi; Ascomycota; Eurotiomycetes; Eurotiales; Aspergillaceae. The coding region runs from base 1 to 1638 and encodes 545 amino acids. The record is from RefSeq and is a predicted model, not a curated record.